This is a messenger RNA of Pichia membranifaciens NRRL Y-2026, 846 nucleotides long. RefSeq lists its product as hypothetical. The coding region runs from base 1 to 846 and encodes 281 amino acids. The transcript has a single exon. Gene Ontology annotation, cellular component: plasma membrane; endoplasmic reticulum. NCBI's taxonomy places the organism in Eukaryota, Fungi, Ascomycota, Pichiomycetes, Pichiales, Pichiaceae. Gene Ontology annotation, molecular function: oxidoreductase activity. The record is from RefSeq and is a predicted model, not a curated record.
AUGUCGUCAAACCACCUUUUGCUGGGCACCCUCACGGGCGUCGUGGCUGCCGUUGUCGCCAUCUUCUUCUUUGUGUCUUCGUCCAACAAAGAGCGUGCUGCGCUCAAGAAGGACGAGUUCCAGGAAUUCCCGUUGAUCCAGAAGAUUGUUCUCUCGAAGGACAGCGCCCUCUUCCGGUUCGGGCUCCCUAAGCCCACGGACGUGUUGGGUCUUCCAAUUGGCCAGCACAUCCAGAUCGCCGCCGAGGUUGAGGGGAAAAACGUGAUGCACUCCUACACCCCGACCUCCUUGGAUCAGGACUCCAAGGGCUUCUUUGACCUGCUCAUCAAGGUCUAUCCAAACGGAAAGCUCUCGUCGCACAUCGACUCCCUUAAGCUCGGGCAGACCAUCAAGGUCAAGGGCCCUAAGGGUUUCUACAACUACGAGCCAAACAUGUUGAACCACAUCUGCAUGGUCGCGGGCGGCACCGGCAUCACGCCAAUGUACCAGAUCAUCAAGGCGAUCCUGACGAAUCCUAAGGACAAAACCAAGAUCACCCUUCUCUACGGCUCCCUCUCCGAACACGACAUCUUGUUGAGAGCAGAGUUGGACGAGUUUGCCAAGAACCACGAGAACUUCCACCUCGUGUACUACUUGGACAGAGCCCCAGAGGGCUGGGGCGGCAAAACCGGGUACAUCACCAAGGACGCUCUCGUCGAGCACUUCCCGGAGCCUGCCGACGACGUCCAGCUCUUGCUCUGCGGCCCACCAGGCUUGGUGGCCUCCGUGAAGAAGGCCUCCCACGAGUUGGGCUUUCAAAAGGCCAAGCCAGUAUCCAAGGCCGGUGACCAGACCUUCUUGUUCUGA